Molecule: messenger RNA, 3552 nt
Organism: Pieris rapae (cabbage white)
Lineage: Eukaryota; Metazoa; Arthropoda; Insecta; Lepidoptera; Pieridae
Product: mitogen-activated protein kinase kinase kinase 12-like
Exons: 7
Coding region: 129-1709 (526 amino acids)
Biological process (GO): protein phosphorylation
Molecular function (GO): JUN kinase kinase kinase activity; ATP binding
Source: RefSeq, a predicted model, not a curated record
AAUCAGAGCUCCUUAUUUUCUAUUCGCGAGCUUUAUAAGCUUGCCCGGUUGUGUUUUCUUGGAAAAUCCAAUAAUUUACCGUGCUUUAAUUUCUUUAAUCGUUUUAAGUUUGAAGAAAAGAGUGAAUAAUGGCUAAAGCUAAGUAUGAUGACGACCCCGAGCUUUUUGAGGUGAAAAAUGAAGACCCAGACUUUGGCAUCCCGCCAUGGGAAGAAGAAAAAAAAGCAGAUUAUUGGAUGGGCGGUGUAUUUCAGUGUUUUUCCGACGUGGUGUCUAUAUUUAAAGGCGAAGAAUACAAAUCCCUAAAAGAAAAUGUGGAAAUUCCAAUUGAAAAAAUAACAGACUUGUUUUACUUGGGUUCUGGAGCUCAAGGUGUGGUAUUUGGAGCACAACUUAAUGGCGAAAAGGUUGCUGUUAAACAGUUACGCACUAAAAAUGAGACUGAUAUCAGACAUCUCUUGAAGUUGAAUCAUGAAAAUAUUGUUCGCUUUGUGGGGGUGUGCACAAACCCACCAGACUUCUGCAUUAUUAUGGAGUACUGUCAAUAUGGAUCACUGUUUGACUUCAUUCAUAGCAACACUGUUUUUAUGCCAAAGCAAUUAUUAAAAUGGGCUAAAGACAUUGCUCGUGGCAUGGCAUAUCUACAUUCUCAUAAGAUUAUCCAUCGAGAUCUUAAAAGCCCCAACAUACUCAUCUCUGAUGAAUUGGUGGUAAAAGUGAGCGACUUUGGCACGAGCCGUGAAUGGAAUGACGUCAGUGCAGUUAUGAGCUUCACUGGCACUGUGGCCUGGAUGGCUCCAGAAGUGAUACGCCACGAACCGUGCUCUGAGCGAGUUGAUGUUUGGUCAUUUGGUGUUGUCAUGUGGGAGUUGCUCACUGCUGAAGUGCCGUACAAGAACCUAGAGACACAUGCAAUUAUGUGGGGCGUUGGAACCAACUCAAUUGCUCUUCCGAUACCUAGCAAUUGUGCUAGCAGCUUGCAACAAUUGCUUAAACAAUGCUGGAACCGUGUACCGCGUAACCGGCCGCCAUUCAAGAUCAUAGCUGCCCAUUUAGAGAUGGCAGGAGGAGAUCUACGCAAUAUGGAUACGGAGACAUUUAAAAACAUACAAACUGGAUGGCGAGCUGAAGUUCACCAGUGCAUGGAGCGUCUGUAUGCCAGAAGCCCAAAUACUUUCACGCAAGAGACCACGGACGUUGUGGCUCAGCGUCGUGAAGAUCUUAAGCAAGCACGCGAUCUCCGCUACGUUUACGAACAGCAAGUGUCGAGGGCUAACGAGCUGUUUCUAGAAGUCUGCGCUGUCAGACUUCAGCUCGAACAACGUGAAAGAACCAUCGCUGAGAAAGAGAACGCGUUAAACGAGUGUCGUUGCGGACACCGUGCUAAAUUAUUCCAGCGUCAAACAUCAUCUUCUUCUGAUGGCAUGAAAAUGCCGAUUCUUGAGCAACGCCGUCGCAAGAAGAAAAUCGAGCCGGUCAUUCCCACUCAAGUAGUCGUUCAGUACGACGAAAAAAACUCAGACACCACGACAGUUGUCGACCACGCUUCUUGUCCAUGCACUGAGCAAGUUCGCUAUUAUCAGAACAACAACCAGACAAAGAAGGAUACUGUCAUUGAAAUGGAAGAUAAUGGGAAUGUCAUUGUCAAGGACACGGCCAAUAAUGAUUUCCUUAAUGAUAAUUAUAUUCCAGAUGUUGCUCAAGUUUAACUUAAUGUUUUCCUUGUGAGGGCAACACUAUUUUUUGUAUUUUUACUAACGUUGGUUUUCGUGGUUUUCUGUUUUUCGCGGUUCGAUUCAUGGUAAUUUCAUUAUUUGAUUUGGAUUGAGUUUUUGACAUUAAUUAUGAAUUUUUUAUUACCCAUUCGAUGCCAAACGGAUCUCAUUAAUUUUAGUUGAGUCGAGUAUAAAUUCGUUUAUUAGAUAAUGUGUUGCUAAAAGUGUUUAUUGGCAGCAUUUUAAGUUCUGCAUUUGUGCCCACACAAAUUUCGGGUUGCCUGAAAGCACGGCCUUUCCAACGGCCACGAAAAAAAUUUUUUAUUUAGAACGGUUACUCGAUAACUGUUUAAAUACUUAAACUUAAAUUAGUGUUUCGAAAAAUGUAUCCUAAAACUAUCUAAUUUUAAUGUUAAAUAAAUACGUAACUACGUAACAAACUGAAUCGCCAUUUAAAACGGUUACUCUGAAUUGAGUAUUGCUAAAAAUGUUUAGUGAUAAGAUUCUAAGUUCUGCAGUAGUGCUUACACAAAUUUCAGGCUGCCUGAAUAAAUUUGCAGCGGCCACGUUAAUAACUAAAUCGCCAUUUAAAACGGUUACCAGCUAACUUCUUAGGUAAUUAAUCGUAAUUGAGUAUUGCUAAAAAUAUUUAGUGGCAGCAUGCUAAGGUCUGCAUUCUUGCUCAAGCAAAUUUCAGGUUGCCUGAAAGCCUAUGCAACGGCCACGAAAAAAACUAAAUCUAUAUUUAGAACGGUUACUUGAUAACUGUUUAAAUAAUUAGUCGUAAUUGAGUAUUCAUAAAAAUGUUUAGUGAUAAGAUUCUAAGUUCUGCAGUAGUGCUUACACAAAUUUCAAGCUGCAUGAAUAAAUUUGAAAGGGUGACGUGAAUAACUAAAUUGCCAUUUAGAACGGUUACCCGCUAACUUUUUAGGUAAUUAAUCGUAAUUGAGUAUUGCUAAAAAUGUUUAGUGGCAGCAUGCUAAGUUCUGAAUUCUUGUUUAAGCAAAUUUCAGGUUGCCUGAAAGCCUUUGCAACGGCCACGAAAAAAACUAAAUCGCUAUUUAGAACGGUUACUUGAUAACUGUUUAAAUAAUUAAUCGUAAUUGAGUAUUGAUAAAAAUGUUUAGUGAUAAGAUUCUAAGUUUUACAGUAGUGCUUACACAAAUUUCAAGCUGCAUGAAUAAAUUUGAAAGGGUGACGUGAAUAACUAAAUUGCCAUUUAGAACGGUUACCCGCUAACUUUUUAGGUAAUUAAUCGUAAUUGAGUAUUGCUAAAAAUGUUUAGUGGCAGCAUGCUAAGUUCUGAAUUCUUGUUUAAGCAAAUUUCAGGUUGCCUGAAAGCCUUUGCAACGGCCACGAAAAAAACUAAAUCGCUAUUUAGAACGGUUACUUGAUAACUGUUUAAAUAAUUAAUCGUAAUUGAGUAUUGAUAAAAAUGUUUAGUGAUAAGAUUCUAAGUUUUACAGUAGUGCUUACACAAAUUUCAAGCUGCCUGAAUAAAUUCGAAAGGGUGACGUGAAUAACUAAAUUGCCAUGUAGAACGGUUACCUGCUAACUUUUUAGGUAAUUAAUCGUAAUUGAGUAUUGCUAAAAAUGUUUAGUGGCAGCAUGCUAAGUUCUGCAUUCUUGUUUAAGCAAAUUUCAGGUUGCCUGAAAGCCUAUGCAACGGCCACGAAAAAAACUAAAUCGCUAUUUAGAACGGUUACUUGAUAACUGUUUAAAUAAUUAGUCGUAAUUGAGUAUUGCUAAAAAUGUUUAGUGAUAAGAUUCUAAGUUCUGCAGUAGUGCUUACACAAAUUUCAAGCUGCCUGAAUAAAUUUGAAAGGGUGACGUGAAU